Molecule: messenger RNA, 1104 nt
Organism: Anthostomella pinea
Lineage: Eukaryota; Fungi; Ascomycota; Sordariomycetes; Xylariales; Xylariaceae
Source: the annotation of a GenBank genome assembly
AUGACCGACAUUACGCCCAUGUUCAAUGGCUUCCUCAAGCAACACGAAGCUCCCCCUACAAAAAGGAGCUUCAGCGUGGAAAGCCUGGACGACUUUUUGAAAGAGGCCCACCGUAUAAACUCGCAUAUUACUUCGCUCCAUGCUGAUCUCAGGAAUAUCCGACAAUCCUACCUAUCGACCGCCCAGCCACGAAAGACCCUGAUCCGGUCGGCUCAGAAAGAUGGACAGUCAAGACCGCUUUCCGAUAAGGAGCGAGAGGAGAUCGACGCGAAUGCGAAGAAGCUGUUGAGAGAUCUCAACGCAAGCAUACGCAGGCUUGCCGACGUCGAACAAGCACGAGCCGAGAUCGAGACCAGAGUGAUCCAGAAGAAGUUUGUACGCGGGCUCGGUGCUUUGGGAGCUUGGGCGGCCGGUGGUACUCCUACAAGCAAAUCCCCUGAGCAUGCAGCGGCAGAGGACAGCGCCAACAUGAUCAACGCUCAUCGGGACAGCGUGUUGUGGCUCUUACGACACCGACUGCAGGAAUGCGUCAAGACGCAACAGGACAUGAUGGAAAUACGAAUAAUGCGCGAGAUGGAGAAGAAUAGGAGCGUGUUAGCCAACGCGCGGGGGCAAUACGCUUCUUCUCUCAACACCGCGGGCACCGGGAACGUUUACGAAUCUGGGAGCCCCGUGAAGUCGAAGAGACAAUCAAGCCAGACCUUGCCGUAUGAGGGGAAUCAACCUUAUAACCCGAAUGAAGAGACACAGGCUACACAGUCCUACGACGCCAGUGGAGAACUGAGCCAGGAACUGCUUCUCAUGUUCGAGCAGGACAACCAGGACAUGCUGAAACACUACGAAAGUACAAUGGAUCAAGUCAUAACGGCGGAGAGGUCGCUUGUCGAGAUAUCGGAGCUCCAGACCCAACUGAUCACUACACUACAGACGCAGUCGGAGGGCGUCGAAGAGCUCGUGUUCCAGUCGGCAGAUACGACGGAUAACGUUGGCGGAGGUAAUGAACAGCUCAAAAAGGCAACGCAGAGGGCCAGUCCGGCAAGAUACACAUUUUUGGCAACAUGCGGCUUAUGCGCGUUUCUGGUCGCGUGGGAUCUGAUAAUAUGA